CCGCCGUCUUCGCCGCCCUUUUCGCUCUUGCGCUUCCAUCGCCCUUCCUCUCGCCUCCCGUCCUGCCCAAGACUCCCCGUCCGGCUUUGGAGCUUGCUCUCCCCCCGCUUUCUGCUGGCUGCCUGUCCAUCUUUUCCCGGUGCUCUCCCGCUCUUGCUUGCCCUGCUCGGGCCAUCGCUUCCACUCCAUCCACCAUGUUCAAAAACAUCGGCAAAAACAAGACCCCCGUCCAGCCAAGCUACUACCCCUCGCAGCCCUACAACAACGGCUCCGGCGGCGGCUACAACAACGGCUCCGGCGGUGGUUACAACUACGGCUCCUCGCCCUCGUCCCAUGCCUCGCCCGGCCAGGGCUACUCCCAAAAGGUCAGCUAUGACUCGCCCGCCCAGCGCUCGGCUCCUGUCCCGCCCUCCGGCACCGGCGGCGGCGGCCCCCCGAACCUCGCCCCCCGCGGCUCGUCGCAUCCAAAGAUGAUCUGGAACCAGGUUCCCAAGAAGGUCAUCCAAGCCACUGCCGACUACACCGCAGAGUACUCGGGUGAGCUCUCCUUCCGCAAGGGCGACUUUUUCUACGUCGUCGACGACAGCCACCUCAACAAGUACGAGGUCAUCAACCCCAUCGAGAAGGUCCGCGGCCUCGUGCCGUCCUCCUACUUUGAAAACCUCGACCGAGUCGCCAAAAUCCCCGAGAACUUCCACGAAGAGAUCGGCGUUGUCCUCCCAAAGUCCUUCAUGGACCACGACCAGCGACAGAGUAUGCCUUCGUCCAGAGGCAAUAGUGGCCAAUACGACCCCUACGAUCCCUACAACGGGCCAUCUGCUCGUGACUCCAACCCGGUCAAGGACUACGACCCCACCGACGACUAUGCCGACGACAGCUCGCAGCCCUCCAGCCGCCCCGUCACGCCUCCCCGUCGCAACGCCCCCGAGCUGCUCAGUCCCACGGCCUCGGUCCGGGACGGCCCUGCUUCCUCGGGCCCUGGCACCCCCCGCGGCCGGGCCUUUGUGCCUGUCCAGUAUGCGACCGUGCCAUUUGUCGAGUUUGUCAACGGCCAGUGGGAGUACUCUCUGCACAUUGAGCGCGCCGACAAUGCCCAGGGCCUCAUCUUCCGAACCUACGACCAGAUCUGGCAGCUGCACGUUGCCCUCCUCACAUCCUUCCCGAACGAAAGCGGGCGCAAGGACCUGCCUCGCAUCCUGCCCUUCCUGCCCAACCCCAUCCGCGACAUGACCCCGUCUGAGGCCGAGACCCGCCGAUUACAUCUCGAGAUCUACUUUGUUGAGCUCACCAAACUGGGCCGUCCCAUCAGUGACUCGUUCCCGCUCAAACGCUUCUUUAUGGUGCAACCGCAGGACAUUGACAACCCCACCGACGAGGACCUGCAAUUCCGGGGCGAAGGCACUGUCCAGGACCUCAUCGCCGAGUACAUUUCCGACGGCCUUGUCAAGAUCAAGAUCGACCUUGGUAACGAGAUGGUCGCCUGGAAGAUCCCUGACGACCUGCGGUACACCGAACUCCUGGACGAGGUCGAGGACAAGCUGCAGGUCCGCAUCGUUGGCCUGAGCUACAAGGACGAGACCGGCCUGCUGCUGCCCCUCUUUGGCGACGACGACCUGCGGCUCCAAAUCCAAACCAACCUCGGAAAGCUCGUCUUCUAUCUGGAAGAGGAAGAGGAGGAAGCCGACGAGUACCGAUGAGCGGCUCCGCGGUGGCACCCCAUGUUGUGCUGGCUCUUUCGGAGUAUUGCGUUUGGAUGAAACAUGGAUCGUAGGAGCAUCGAUGCCGAGGAACGAACAUGCGCUGGCAUCCUCAG
Molecule: messenger RNA, 1813 nt
Organism: Polychytrium aggregatum
Lineage: Eukaryota; Fungi; Chytridiomycota; Chytridiomycetes; Polychytriales
Exons: 1
Coding region: 195-1697 (500 amino acids)
Molecular function (GO): phosphatidylinositol binding; protein binding
Source: RefSeq, a predicted model, not a curated record